Messenger RNA from Dermatophagoides pteronyssinus (European house dust mite), 571 nucleotides. RefSeq lists its product as uncharacterized. NCBI's taxonomy places the organism in Eukaryota, Metazoa, Arthropoda, Arachnida, Sarcoptiformes, Pyroglyphidae. The record is from RefSeq and is a predicted model, not a curated record.
AAUAGUUUAAUGAAUCGUUUGGAUUUAGCAUCCAAAUUGACACUUUCGUCUAAUAACAAUGAAUCAGAUAAUGAUUCAAUCAUCAACAAUAAUAAUGUUGAACCAAAUUUAGAAACAUUUAAAGAAGCGCUUCAUAUGCGUAAUUCGAACGUAUCAUCGACGAUGACAAAUCAAACCGCACAGAAACGAAAUAAUCAUUAUGAAGAUCUACAUGAAUUUGUUGAUCAACAAUUUCAUCGCCAUAAUGAAUCAAGAAAACGAACAUCAUCGAUGGAUAUCUGUAUGGUUGAUUCAUCGGCAAACGGUGUUGUUAAUAAACGAACGAAAUUCUAUUAAAAAAUAUAAAAUAAAUAACCUUGUAUCGUACGUUAUUACGGGCGACGAUUUUUUUUCAUUAGAUUUUUUUUUUUGCUUAUGUAAUAAUUAAGAAAAUAAAUAACACAAAACCAACAAACAAAAAUAUGAACCAUUUCAGUCAGAAUUUUAUAGAAAUUCUGUAUGUCAAAUAUAAAUUUGUUAUAACACACAAACACACACACACUUAAACACUUGUAAUUUUUGCUUCGGCAUA